This is a messenger RNA of Cheilinus undulatus (humphead wrasse), 4113 nucleotides long. RefSeq names its product TBC1 domain family, member 32 (gene tbc1d32). NCBI's taxonomy places the organism in Eukaryota, Metazoa, Chordata, Actinopteri, Labriformes, Labridae. The coding region runs from base 87 to 3989 and encodes 1300 amino acids. The record is from RefSeq and is a predicted model, not a curated record. Gene Ontology annotation, biological process: non-motile cilium assembly. The transcript is spliced from 34 exons.
CGCAACUGUCGGUAGCAAGCGCUCUCACAAUUCUACCUUGAUAAAAAACGCUUUAACGGAUUCAAAAAUAACGACGAGUGGCAGGGAUGUCUCAGUUGUCAGCUGAAGAUGAGGCGGAGUUGCUGUCCCUUGUAAAGCAGCUUCUGAGAAGUAUCAAUGACAGGAUCUCUGGUGCUCCAUCAACUGAAUGUGCGGAAGAGAUUCUGCUUCACCUUGAGGAGACUGACAAAAACUUCCACAACUAUGAGUUUGUCAAAUACCUUCGCCAGUACGUGGAGAGUUCCCUUGGUACUGUGGUAGAAGAAGAGACCAAGAACUUGACCAAAGGAGAUGCACAACAUGCUAUUGGCUCAGGUCAUGACAUCUUGAUCCAUGCCAUCACCCAAAGGACCAGAGACUCAGAUGACUACCAGCAGAUGAUGCAGACCUUAAAAACCUCCAUGAUCAUGGUGGUGGAGUCUUUAAUCAACAAGUUUGAGGAGGACCAGAUGAGAAAGGAGGAGAUGCAUCCAGAGAAGCAGCACAGUCGGUCAAACAGCCAGUACACAGAUAACUGCUCUGACAGCGACUCUUCCUUCAACCAGAGUUAUGCCUUCAUCAGACAGGAGCAGCUGCAAAUAUUGGCUGAAAAACUUGACUCCAGUCGGCCCAAAGAGGUGCGUUGGGAGGCUCUUCAGGCCCUCUGCUGCGCUCCUCCAUCCGACGUGUUGAGCUGUGAGAGUUGGAGCAGCCUGCGCAGGAACCUCUGUGCAGCUCUGACCGACCCCGAUCUCAGCGAUAAUGUUCUGCAGUUUUUUGCUAAAAGCUUCUCCUCCUCUCCACUGAAUGUAACACGAGAGAUCUACACCAGCUUAGCUAAAAGUGUGGAGUCCAGUUUCCUGUCUCACAAGUUCAGCUUCCCAACCGGCUCAGCUGUCAUCGACAUCAACAGACCUGAGAUCAGCCGUUUGCUUAAACAGAUUCGACUAAUGAAUGACUUUCAAAAGGAGGUGACCACCUUUUGGAUCCGCCACCCCGAGAAAUAUAUGGAGGAAGUUAUAGAAAGCACCUUCUCCCUGCUGUCCUUCCACCACGAACACAGCUCUGCCUCACUGGGGACAGAGAAACCUCUGGAGCCCAUUCACCUCCUGGCCUUACUGGAUGUUAAAGCUACCUGGUUUAAAAAGUGGAUGCAUGGGUACUACAGCCGAACUGUUGUCCUCAGACUCCUGGAGAGAAAAUACAAGCCUCUGAUUGUUGCAGCCCUGCAGCAGUGCAUCCAUUACAAUGAGUCGUAUGAACGUGCCACAGAUCAGACAUCUGAUCUGCAUUCAGCAGAGCAGCAGAACAAAAUUCAGAGAAGUGUUUACACAGGAAAAGAGCUUGAAUAUGCCUUCUUUGUCCACUCUCUGUGUGUCCUGGGGAAACUGCUCAUCUACACCAAUGGGAGGAAGCUGUUUCCCAUCAGAGUGAAGAAGCACAAAGAGCUGGUCAGCCUGACAGAUCUGGUUGUUCUCCUAAUAAACAUCAUGUACCAACACCCUGAACCUGUGCACAGUGACACCUCAUACACAGACUCCCUGUCGCCCAGCUGUCUGGCGAUGGAUGUGCUGUGGAUGCUGUGUGAGAGGACUGAGUGUGCUGCAGAGUGUCUCUACCAGAGCCCCGUCAUAGAGACACUGCUGAGUCCUGUUAUAGCUCUACUCAGUGGACAAGAGGCCAAAUUAAAGUCUCCUGCAGUAACUCUGACGCUCAUUGCUGAUGUUCUGGCUCGCAUCGCAAACACCGACAGAGGAUUAGCUCUCUUCCUAUACAAGAAGAAUCUAGUGUUAGCUGACACUGAGAGAACCUGUGCUGCUCAUGUCACCGUUCAGUUCACCCUCAGGCUGCUGACUAAGAAACUGUCAUCACUAAGUGAUCCUGAUGUCUCCCACGCUUUGUGUGGGGCCUUCAUCUUUGUCUGCAGGCAGAUAUACAACACCUGUGAGGGCUUACAGGUCCUGAGACCAUACAGCCUCCACAGGGCUGUAGCUGCUGUGUGGAAAGAGACCAGUUCCUUGUCAGAGAGGGUUCCAACCCCAGUACCUGGAGCCACUGCUGAAACAUCAACCAAGGAGGUGCAAAAUAUGGUUAUCUGGGAGGAGACGUUAUUGGACAGCCUUUUGAACUUUGCUGCUACCCCUAAAGGCCUGCUGCUGCUCCAGCAGACAGGAGCCAUCAAUGAAUGUGUCUCCUACAUGUUCUCUCGCUUCUCUAAAAAACUACAGGUGAGCCGCUGUGAGAAGUUUGGAUAUGGGGUGAUGGUGACCCAGGUGGCAGCGACUGCUCCAGGGGUGGUGGCUUUGCACAGUUCAGGUUUUGUCUGUGCUCUGGUGGUUAAGCUGUGGUCUGCUCUUGAGUGUGGCACUGAAGAUGUGAGGGUGGUUCGUCCCAAACCCACUCCCAUGGACCCCAUAGACAGGAGCUGUCUAAAGUUCUUCCUGUCCUUGGUCAACCUGCUCUCCUCGUCUCAGUCGGUGUGGGAGCUGCUGGGCGGGCAGCCUCUUGCCGACAAGAGUGAAUACACCCUAAGAGAGAUGCCAACCUCUAUCCCUGAUUUGAUUGACAGGCUGAUUGCUGUGAAUUCAGAUGCAAAGAUUCAUUCCCUCUUUCACUACGAGCAGUCUCACACAUUCGGCCUGAGAUUGCUCAGUGUGCUCUGCUGUAAUCUGGACUCCUUCCUGCUGCUGGAGAGCCAGUACAACAUCUGCUCCAUGCUGCUGCAGAGUCAGGGGGAGGACGUCACCGAGCCAGACUCAGAUGACAGGGAGUUCAUCAUCGACAGUCUCUCUGUGGAGAGGAAUCACGUUCUGGUUCGUGUCAGCGUGGUGGGAGGUCCGUCUGAGAGGAAACUUCCUCCUCGAGCUCUGCAAGAGGGUGGGGAUCCGUUCCCCUGGCCCAUGUUUUCAAGCUACCCUCUGCCUCCCUGCUACACUUUAGACCCACCAAAGAUUGAUCACAAGUCAAAGGACUCUGAGAUUGCCGCGUUUCUGGCUUCAUCCAAAGACUCAAAGAAUAAAGACAGCUGGAUGGAGGAGUGCAGAAGACUGUAUUGCAGAGUCAUGGCAUCCAAACCCAGCAUCUUAACUGGAAAAGUGCUGGCUGACCUGCUGGAGACGGUCGUAGCUCAUCUAUCCAGCUCUGCCUCAGAGUGCUUCUUCGCUCCACCUCAGUACAAAGCGGAGGAGCACACUGCGAAGAGUGCCGUGUUAUCAUCUGUGGAGCAGCUGGGAGUCAACACCUGUCUCAGGUACGGCAGCUUCCUGAAGCUACUGAAGGAUGAUGCUGUAAACAAUCUGACGCUGCUAAUGAAACAAAUAAGGAUCUUCUUGUCCACACAGAGGAUAAAGCCUUCUUCAGAGCUUGUCACUCAGCAGCAUGGUUAUCCUGGACAUGACUGGCUGGUCUCCACAGUGUUCCUCAUCAUGGCUGGAGACACGGACCGCUCAUUACGUCUGUUACUUGACCUGUCCUCUCUGCUGACCUCAACGUUCAUCUGGCCUGCAAGAAUACACGCCUCUGUGCAUGUUCCUGUGGAAGUAGCUGAAUCAGGAAUCCCUCCUGUCUACUGGUGUACAGCUCACUAUGUGGAAAUGCUGCUGAAAACUGAAGUUCCUCUGGUCCACUCCGCCUUUAGGAUGUCUGGUUUCACCCCAUCUCAGAUGUGCCUCCACUGGUUGACUCAGUGUUUCUGGAACUAUCUGGACUGGACAGAAAUCUGCCACUACAUUUCUACCUGUGUGCUGAUGGGUCCAGACUACCAGGUGUACAUGUGCGUAGCCAUAUUCAAACAUCUGCAGCCUGACAUCCUGCAGCACACGCAGUCCCAGGAGCUGCAGGUCUUCCUCAAGGAGGAACCCAUCCAGAACUUCAAGGUGAGCGACUACCUGGAGUUCAUGGAGGGACUGGAGAGCAGAUACAGAGCGAUCGUUCUCACUGACAUGAAAACUAUCCGAAACCCUGUAGAGUAAGGACAUCUCAGUGUUAAAAUAUUUUUAAUGUGAUUGUAGGGCAGCUUCUCAUUAGUCUUACAUUCCUUUCAUCUUGAUGAUCACCCAUUGAAUGUCCUGUAUAAUACAAUAUUUAUAUGCACUA